This is a messenger RNA of Trichophyton benhamiae CBS 112371, 2307 nucleotides long. RefSeq lists its product as uncharacterized. The transcript is spliced from 5 exons. Lineage: Eukaryota; Fungi; Ascomycota; Eurotiomycetes; Onygenales; Arthrodermataceae. Gene Ontology annotation, cellular component: nucleus; nucleolus; preribosome, large subunit precursor. Gene Ontology annotation, biological process: maturation of 5.8S rRNA from tricistronic rRNA transcript (SSU-rRNA, 5.8S rRNA, LSU-rRNA); maturation of LSU-rRNA from tricistronic rRNA transcript (SSU-rRNA, 5.8S rRNA, LSU-rRNA); rRNA methylation. Gene Ontology annotation, molecular function: rRNA (uridine-2'-O-ribose)-methyltransferase activity; rRNA (guanine) methyltransferase activity. The record is from RefSeq and is a predicted model, not a curated record. Bases 1 to 2307 code for a protein of 768 amino acids.
AUGGCGAUCCAGAAGAAGCACGGAAAAGGUCGUUUAGAUAAGUGGUAUCGAUUGGCAAAGGAGAAGGGAUACCGCGCGCGAGCUGCCUUCAAAUUGAUCCAGCUGAACAAGAAAUAUGGCUUUCUCGAGAAGAGUAAAGUCCUUUUGGAUCUUUGCGCAGCCCCAGUUGGCGUUGAUCUCUCCCCUAUCAAGCCGAUCCCUAAAGUUAUCACGUUCCAAAGCGACAUCACAACGGAUAAGUGCAGGGCCACAAUUCGACAACAUUUCAAGACUUGGAAGGCAGACACAGUACUUCACGAUGGUGCGCCGAAUGUCGGUACUGCCUGGGUUCAGGAUGCUUUCUCCCAGGCGGAAUUAGUUUUACAGUCAUUGAAGCUAGCAACGGAAUUCCUAGUACCCGGAGGAACUUUUGUCACGAAGGUUUUCAGAUCGAAAGAUUACAAUCCUCUUCUUUGGGUUUUCAAACAACUCUUCACCACAGUGGAAGCGACCAAACCACCGUCUUCUCGAAAUGUGUCAGCCGAAAUUUUCGUUGUCUGCCUCGGAUUUAAAGCACCCAAGCAUAUCGACCCCAAGUUCCUGGACCCCAAGCAUGUCUUUGCAGAAUUGCAAGAUCCUAACCCGAACAAUGAGGCAAAAGUUUUCAAUCCAGAAAAGAAGAAGAGAAAGAGAGAUGGAUACGAAGAAAAUGACUGGACCCAGCACAAAGAAUUACCAGCCACGGAGUUCAUAAACACCACAGAUCCAAUAUCAAUUUUGGGUUCGUAUAACAAACUCACAUUUACGCAAUCGCCGGGCGGGGAUCUUGCACUUGCAACUCUGCAGCGAUUACCAGAGACUACCAACGAAAUACGGAUGUGCUGUGAGGAUCUCAAGGUUCUUGGUAAAAAGGAUUUCCGACAACUUUUGCGAUGGAGGAUCAAAAUGGACGAGGAACUUGCCCUCCAAGAAGACCUUAGGCGUAUGCAUGAGCGCGAGACUUCCAAAAACAAACGAGAACGGCGGAAAGAGAAUGAGCGAAAACGAAAGGACAUUGUCAGAUUGCAGAUGAAUAUGACGACGCCCAAGGAAAUAGGAAUGGAGCAGGCUGGUCCCCUGGGAGAGGGAGCAAUGUUCAGAUUACAGACAGCAGAGAAACUCCCCGCUGCGCGCUCGGUAUCUGCUAGUAGUAUGGCGGCUGCGGUAGAGAGCAGUAGCGAAGAGGAAGAAGAUUCCAGUGAAGAGGAUUCAGAUGAAGACGGUGACCGAUUAGAGCGUCAGCUUGAUGAACUUUACUCCCAAUACCAAGAAGCACGCGACAAUCGAGAUGCCAAAUUACGUGCCAAAAAGUCUCGCAAGGAUUACGAAACAGAGGCGUGGGAAGGAUUUUCUGACGAGAGAGAAGGAGAGGAAUCAGACAAUGAAUCUCCUCAAACAUUCCCUAUAGCACCUGUGGGAGACCAUGUCAACGGUCUUUCCAACAAGGCCGCUAUGUUUUUCGAUCAAGAUAUAUUCCGGGAUCUUGGAGCCGUUGAAGAUGGAGAAGCAAGCGAUGACCCCGGCGCCACAAAGACAAAUGGUGUGACCAAGGAACAAUCUACUGUCACUAAUAAAGAGGCAACUAAAAAUAAACGAAAAGCUGCUUCACCCUCUCCAUCUAUAUCUAGUGACUGCAGUUACCAGGAGGUCGAGCUAGACAAGUCAGAAACCUUCGAAGACAACGACGACCCCAAGUUAAACGAUGACCCACGGAAGAAAAAUGGGCAACUUGAUGUCGACAUAAUAACAGCCGAAGCUAUGGCUUUAGCCCAUCAAAUGGCCAGGGGCGAGAAAACCACUGAAGACUUUGUUGACGAUGGUUUCCAUAGAUAUUCAUUCCGCGAUGUUGACGGUCUUCCGCAGUGGUUCCUCGAUGACGAGAAUCAACAUUCGAAAAUACAAAGGCCGAUAACUGCCGCAGCAGCGGCAGCUAUCCGAGAGAAGAUGCGUGCUAUCAAUGCCCGACCGAUCAAGAAGGUCCGUGAAGCCAAGAGCAGGAAGAAAUUCAAACAAGCUCAAAAACUAGAAAAACUACGCAAGAAGUCAUCACUGUUGGCCGAGGAUGAAGGCAUCAGUGAAAGAGAUAAGGCCCAGUCAAUUGCGAAAAUGAUAAGCAAGGCCACUAAGAAAAAGCCGAAGCAGAGCGUCAAGCUUGUGGUAGCUAGAGGAGGGAAUAAAGGCAUUUCCGGUCGUCCUCGGGGAGUCAAGGGACGCUACAAGAUUGUUGAUGCUCGGAUGAAAAAAGAUAUCAGAGCAGAAAAGAGAUUGGCGAAGAAAAAGAGCAAAUGA